Dovyalis caffra is the source of this 282-nucleotide messenger RNA. The record is from the annotation of a GenBank genome assembly. Lineage: Eukaryota; Viridiplantae; Streptophyta; Magnoliopsida; Malpighiales; Salicaceae.
AUGGGGUACGUACAGGAAGCACGUGAGAAUCACGUGAAGAAGAAAGUUGAAGAAGCUUUGAGAAGCAAAAUGAAGCAGAAGGCACUAAAACAAUGCGAGGAAUACACGUCGAAAUACGCGCAAUGUGCAGCUGGAAGAACAAUUUCUGUUGUGUGGCAGUGUAGGAAACAGGCUAAGGAAUUGAACGACUGCCUUCAUCAAUAUACGAAUGAUGCUGUCUUGGAAGAGAUGAAGAGAGAAUACAUGCUUCAACAAGAUGUCAAGGGUCCUUUGAGUGCCUAA